AUAAUUUUUCAAGACAGAGUCUAGAAACACUGAUACACAUUUACAUUGUAUAAGUUACUGUACAUAUCCUAGAUUAAUUCCCUUUGUAACAAUAUCUGGGCUUUUGAUCAGAAACAAAAGUCCAAAGUCAAAAAACUAAACCAUGAAAGAAAAGGACGAUGAAGGACCACAAAGCCAUUCAACAUGGGAAAUAAUGCAUAAAACAUUUGUUGCUGCUGAUCUAAGUUUGUCAAAGUCACUUGCUGUGAAUGCAAAAGGAGGACGGCUUCGUCCUAUAAUGCAAAUAUUGGAACUUUCAUGCCAUGGAAUACCAUGGAUAGCUUUUACUUUAUACGUACUUUACAACACUCGAAAUUACAUGUACGAAGAAGUGUUUUUUAACCUUCUAAUUGCGUUAUUAAUGGACCUUAUCAUCGUCGGAACUAUAAAACUUAUAGCACGAAGACGCCGACCGGCUUAUAACAAAAACGAUAUGUUUGCUACUGUAUCUGUAGAUAAUUUCUCGUUUCCCUCUGGCCAUGCCACCCGUGCUUACUUAGUUACUUGGUUCAUUCUGUAUCAUAUCAAACUAGCUAUCCCUCUACGAGCUCUGUUACAAGUUUGGUGCCAUGUUGUUGGAAUAUCAAGAGUUAUACUUGGUAGACAUCACAUUACUGAUGUUAUAGCAGGGUUUAUAAUUGGUUACUUUGAAUUUGUGUUAAUUGAAAAAUUUUGGAUCAGCUAUGAAAACUGCAAUUUUAUUUUGAGUUUUAUCAAGUGAUUAAUUUAUUUUUAUGUUCUCUAUUUGGUUAAAGUAUACUUCAGCACAAGCCUAAUGUUAUCCAAAUGAGAUUAUUCUGCUCGGUCAUGCUUGUUUUUUUCCUAGCAGUGAUUCUAGAAUGAAUUUUAGUGAUUAUGCUAAACCUCAUCCCUAACUAAUGAAUACCAAUGUUGGGUAAAAGUGCCUGAACCCUGAAUCACAGGUCAUUGGUGUGUCUUCAUCUAAUCUAAUUCCGAAAUUGAUUCAAUCAUAGAGCUACAUAAGUCUUACUUGCAGUUAAUUGAAUAUGAGACCAAGUCAGUUCAUUCAGACCAGUGGUUCCCAAACCACGGCCCGCAUAACGAUUUAAUAUGGCCCGCCAAACUUCAAUGAAAUAGUUCAACUUUUAAUGUGUCUCUAGAUGGCGCAGAUUGUGUAUUCGUACAUGUAUGUACAUUCUUAACAAUUCAAUUAUAUUUGAAUAUACGUAUCGGUAUUAGGAUUACGCAUAGGUCAUGCCCAUACGGGCUUUCCCUUCUUCCGGCCUGCAAAUGUUCUUACAUUUCUAAUUUUGGCUUCUGAAGGCUCCCCAAUUUGAAUGAGAUUAUUCUGGCCUGUCAUACUUCAUUGAUUUUUAGUAACAGUUAAUUCUGCUGCUUCAGCUGCUUGUAUUUUCUAUUUUCUUAUAAAUAUAUUUGAUUACUAUAAAAUGUUUGUUGAUUACUAUAGAUGAAAUGUUGGUCUUCUUCAUGCAGAUUUUAUGUUCAAUUUUUCAUAUUCUGAUAAUAUUAUCUAACUGUGAUAUUUAGAAUCUCUUGAGAUUUUUAGGGGCAAAGUAAACCUGUUAAUUGUUUAGAAUAUUCUUGUUGUGUGUGAAAAUCACUUUCAAAUAUUCAGGGGUAAAAAUCGAAGUGUGUUUUUAUAGGCUAUCAAUUUUAUCUGCUUUCUUACUUUCGCUGAGCUCUUAAGAGCCCUUGUUUGUCUCAUCAUAUUUGGGCAUUGCUUCUGGAAGAUUUUACUGUCCGAAUAUACAGGGUAUCCAAAAAUUUCGCCCGAUUUUAUAGUAAUAAUAAUUGUAAGUUUGAGUAAAUUUUAUUGUAUGGUAAAUAAGAACUACAAGCAUAAUGAGAGCUAUUAAUAAACAAAGACAAAGAAAUUUUUGAUUGUUAUUACUAUAAAAUCAGGAAAAAUUUUUGGACAUUAUGUGUAUUAUUAGUUACCGUAGUUAUGUAGCCAUAUUAUAUACUUUUAAUUUGUUUUCUAAUUCCAAUCAGUAAAUUUCUUGUAGUCAAAUAAUUUAUUAAUUUCGAACUCUGCAUUAUCAUCUUUAUCAAACUUUUUUUCAG
This is a messenger RNA of Styela clava, 2085 nucleotides long. RefSeq names its product polyisoprenoid diphosphate/phosphate phosphohydrolase PLPP6-like. Gene Ontology annotation, molecular function: sphingosine-1-phosphate phosphatase activity. The record is from RefSeq and is a predicted model, not a curated record. NCBI's taxonomy places the organism in Eukaryota, Metazoa, Chordata, Ascidiacea, Stolidobranchia, Styelidae.